Loa loa (African eye worm) is the source of this 1738-nucleotide messenger RNA. RefSeq lists its product as hypothetical. NCBI's taxonomy places the organism in Eukaryota, Metazoa, Nematoda, Chromadorea, Rhabditida, Onchocercidae. The transcript is spliced from 11 exons. The coding region runs from base 1 to 1683 and encodes 560 amino acids. The record is from RefSeq and is a predicted model, not a curated record. Gene Ontology annotation, molecular function: protein binding; sphingomyelin synthase activity; ceramide cholinephosphotransferase activity. Gene Ontology annotation, cellular component: endoplasmic reticulum membrane; Golgi membrane. Gene Ontology annotation, biological process: ceramide biosynthetic process.
AUGGCUGAUUUUGACGUAUUAUGCGGUAAUGAAGAUGAGAUGAAAAAAUGUGAGACUGGAAAUACUCGACACAACAACGAUUAUGAUCGAAUCGCUACAAUUCCACCUGAAGAAUGGAAUUAUGCCGAUGUUGCUACGUGGCUUAGUGAGCAAGGCUUUGAGAAGUAUGCGAAUAUUAUCGCUUACAAACAUAAGAUCGAUGGUCGUACACUGCUAAUGAUAACUGAAGUCGAUUUACGCGAGAAGCCAUUGAAAUUGGAUUGUCUUGGUGACAUUAAGCGCAUGGCUUUGGCUAUUUCGCAGUUAAAAACCGAUUUAACGCCUUUAGAAGUGGUGUUGGAGCAGUCAAAACGAUGUAAAUGCGGUUGUAAUCAGAAUAUUCAAGAUACGGUGAAUACGUCGAAGAUGCAGAGCAGUAGUUUUUUGGCUGUUGCAAGCAGUAGGAAUCAAAUAUUAUUUCCUGGUACUAAUCCCUUACUAAUUGAUUCGACUGAUGUUCCAGUCAGCGUUGAUUAUGAAGAUGGAUUGGUGCCUAUUGCGAGCCUCAACCCAAAAAUUUUGUCUAGAACUAGUAAAACUGCACAAAGUAUUUUGGGUGAUGUAGCUACAAAUUCGUUUGAUGGACGAUUAAAGCGAAUGCAUCUUCUAAGCAGAGAGGAUUUGAUACGACAGGUGGAAAGUCCCGACACAAAGUUGAAGUCAUUCAUAAAAUUAACUAUUGCUUUUUGUUAUUGUACGUCUUCUUUAUUGAUUACUGCCUUUGUAAUGGUUCUUGUACAUGACCGUGUACCAGAUAUGAAGGCAUAUCCACCUUUGCCAGAUAUCGUGCUUGAUAAUUUGCCGCUGAUACCAUGGGCUUUUCAAGUUUGUGAAGGAAUAGCGGUUUUUCUAGCAUUACUGUGGUUCACGAUCUUGUUCUUCCAUAAGCAUAGAGUCGUUAUAAUGCGACGUAUGUUCUCAUUGGUUGGAACUGUCUUCCUUUUACGUUGUGUUACGAUGCUAAUCACAUCCUUAUCUGUGCCAGGCCCACAUUUGGAAUGCCGAUCACAGACUUAUGGUACAUUCGUUGCAAGACUUCAACAAGCCUACCAUAUCUGGUCACGCUUUGGUAUGUCAAUCCAUGGUGUGCGAUCGUGCGGCGACUACAUGUUUAGUGGCCACACAACAGCGGUGACAUUAUUGAAUCAUUUCAUCACUGAAUACACACCAGAUUCAUGGCAUAUCUUGCAUACGACUACUUGGGUUUUAAAUUUGUUCGGAAUAUUUUUCAUUCUGGCUGGGCAUGAACACUACAGCAUUGAUGUCUUCAUCGCAUUCUGCAUUUCAUCUCGAAUGUUUUUAUACUAUCAUGCUUAUGCAUAUCAGCUUAGCUCGGUAGGAAGCGAUAAUAGAAUGAGAUUAUGGUUUCCACUUGGCUGGUUUUUCGAAGCUGGUGGACAAGGCCGUGUUGCAAAUGAUUUUGACCUUCCUCUUUAUUUUCCUGUAAUUUCGUUUCCUUCAUUCGGAAAAAGUCUGUGUGUGAAAAGUAAGAAAAAAGCAGAUUUGGAUAAGAACCCCCUGCCGAAGCUUGUGGAUACCUGUGGUAUUUCAGUGGAUUGCAGUAAAGAUCUUAGGAGACGCAAGAACAAGAAAAGUGAAGCGUCAGUGUGCGAAAAACAUAUAACUUUGGGGAAAAGUUUUUGAUAAUUUCUGAUAUGAAUUUCUGUUUUUGAUAGUUUCCUUAGUAGUAUGAAGUGGA